AGUUUGUACCAAGCAGACGUUUAUUGUGGGAUAAAAUGGCGUCUCCAAAAACUGUACCGAAAGAUGCCCAGGUUAUGGUGCAGAUCCUGAAAGACAUGGGCAUUACUGAGUAUGAACCGAGAGUGAUCAAUCAGAUGCUGGAGUUCACCUACAGGUACGUAACAACUAUAAUCGAAGAUGCCAAAAUCUAUGCAACCCAUGCCAAGAAGUCCAAUGUGGAUGCUGAUGAUAUCAGAUUAGCAAUCCAGUGUAGGAUGGAUCAAUCAUUCACGUCCCCACCACCUCGAGAUUUCCUGUUGGAGGUUGCCAGACAGAAGAACCAGACACCACUGCCAUUAAUAAAGCCCUACACUGGACCUCGCCUCCCACCUGACCGCUAUUGCUUAACUGCACCUAACUACAGAUUGAAGUCCCUGCAGAAAAAGGUAUCCUCAUCUGCUGGAAGAAUAACGGUGCCGCGUCUGAGUGUGGGGGCUGUGUCCAGUCGGCCAAGCACCCCUACGCUUGGCACACCCUCGGUGCAGACAGUCACCCCCAAAGUGGGGACGCCUGUGUCACUGACCGGGCAACGCUUCACCGUUCAGAUCCCAUCCUCACAGGCGUCCUCAGCCAAAUCAGCCACACCAUCUACCCCAACAGUUCAAAAUGUUCUCAUCAACCCCUCUCUGAUUGGCUCCAAGAACAUUCUCAUCACAACCAACAUGGUGUCCCAGAAUUCAGCUGGUGACUCUAGCUCACUGAAGAGGAAGCAUGAGGAGGAUGACGACUAUGAUGCUUUAUGACCUCACAAAUGAGGGCCUGUUUCACCCUGUUGGAGAGCAAACAUUAAGUGUAAAUAGAGUAGAUGUUAGUUUUGAAAAAUUUCCCCACGUCCUUUGUUUUCUCCAUGGAAAGUAAAUAACUGUGAUGCAACUGUAAUAUGUGAAUUGCUAAUUUUGUCUAUAAAAAAAAAAUAAAAUGAUUCAG
Molecule: messenger RNA, 966 nt
Organism: Megalops cyprinoides (Indo-Pacific tarpon)
Lineage: Eukaryota; Metazoa; Chordata; Actinopteri; Elopiformes; Megalopidae
Gene: taf9
Product: TAF9 RNA polymerase II, TATA box binding protein (TBP)-associated factor
Exons: 7
Coding region: 36-782 (248 amino acids)
Biological process (GO): RNA polymerase II preinitiation complex assembly; DNA-templated transcription initiation
Cellular component (GO): SAGA complex; transcription factor TFIID complex
Molecular function (GO): protein heterodimerization activity; RNA polymerase II general transcription initiation factor activity; transcription coactivator activity
Source: RefSeq, a predicted model, not a curated record